UAAUAUUCAAACGGAUGUUAAAUUGGUCAAAUCAAGGACAAUAUUAUUUUUCUGCUAUGAGAUAAAUUAUUUAAUCUCUAUGUAAUGUGAGAUUGACUGAAAACUUGUGGAAACGGCGUAUUGUAAACGUUUGUUGAUGUUCGUAAACAUUCGUUGACAUUGUUGACAAUGGCCAAUAACCUAUAGUGGGAAGAACACCGCCUGUUGGAAAUCGCAUCACUGAGAUGAGUAUCACCGGUAAAUUGCUCUACAAUAAACUUCGCGGAUUACGUCCAGAUUUGUCAUCGGGGAUCACACCUGAGCUCUUGAGCAAAGUAUGCGACGAUCCGAGCACGCAGCCUUUUCUGGAGUGGUUCUGCAAGAAUGUGAGCAGUGCCAAUAUUCUCUCCAACGAGGAGAUAAAAUUAAAAAAUACAUUGGAAGAUGCAAGCGAAAUGUUAGAAGGUGAAGCGUUGGAUGCUGCAUUGGAGGAAGCUACCAAAAAUUGUCCAAAUUUGUUGAAACUUGUCGAUGUAGAUGAUACAUAUCGAGAGGAUCUAUUUGUGGAAUACGAAACAUUGAAGGAAAGCUACAAGGUCGAUGAAGAGUACCUUCAGUCAUUGAGACAUAGUAUAAAAACUUUGAAAGAAGUUGAGAAUAAACUAGAUGAUAACAUUGAAGAAGCCGAGAUCUUACUCAAUAAAGAACAGAUUGAAACAGAAAAGGCAUACGAUGAUUGCAGUGUCAUUCUGAAAAAAUUUGAUAAAGAUAAUUGUCAGUUUUCGAAGGAUGUAGAAAGUCUUCUAAAUGUGUAUGCCAGUGCUGCUAAGAAUCAAGGCAGUGCGGUGUUGUGGUCACAAAUGCCUAUUGACUUGUUUAUUAAACAAAUAGAACUUAACAAUCAUUAUCUAGGUAUUCAUAUAAAGAAGCAAUUUGGAACUAGUGCUAACAAGGAAGUACAAGAAGAGGAUUCAGAUUACGGAUCUCUAAUAAAUGACAGUAGGGACAAACAGACGGAUGAAAGGAUGCUUGAGUUAAAUAUAUGUAAAAGAAACUUAAGCAAUGCUAAAUUACAAGAGAUUAAUGCUAGUGUUCAAGAGGAAUGUUACAUGGCCAUGUUACAAUGCGUACAGGAUAUUUACAAUGGUGGAAUUGUAAAAGUGCCUGAGAAUAGUAAAUUACACGACGAAAUACAAACGUUAACUAUAAAGAGGGAUAUCUUGGAGCAGAAUAUUGAGCUUCUGCGAGAUCAACAAUUACCAGAACUAGUAGUACAAUAUGCGGAAAUAGAGACGAUAAAGAUCUUGAAGAACGACGCCCUCACCCGUCUCGAACGGAGGAAAACUCGUCUCGAGAAGCUCAAGAAUCUAUAUUCUCUCACAGGAAAGCACGGACACGUUUAUGUGGAUCUGUUGUACUUAUUAAUGGAAAUGCAAUUUUGCCGCCUGCGCGAAGUUACUGAAUUCAUCGCUGACGCUCGUCAUUACAUUCUCACGGAAUAUAAGCUUUCUUCUGCAAGAUGUGAGGUCAUGCAGCAAGAACAGGACAAAUAUGCGACAAUGAUAAUGCAAUCUCCGAAAACGUACAAUGCGUUUAAUAAAAUAUUUAUAUCUAUGAUACUCGGUGACGAUAUUUCGAAUGAAUCGUCGUUCUCUACUGCGUUGAAAAGAUACGAUGACUUAAUAGCUGACAACGCGAAGAAGAAGGAAUUAAUACUGGAAACGUAUCUGAAUGAUAAACUCGACAAAUUACGCAAAUUAGAGAACGAAAUUAACAAGGAUUACACAGCCGAGACGCGAAAUGGACCGACGAUUAGCUUCAGAGCAACUUCAUACGAAAUAAGUUCCAAGUGCGAGGAAAUGUCUACAGUCGUUCAACAGGUUCAAGGAGAUAUAACAAAAAUUAGGAAUCAGUUCAAAGAACGAAUGAGGAUGGAUGCUAAUUUAGAACGUGAGAAGGACAUUUUAUGGCAGAGAUUCUUGGCAGAACCCGAUAUAUUAAGAAUGAGAUACGAAGAAGCAAAACAAAAAGUGAAUGAGUCUCACUUUAGAGAUACCGUAGAAAGUAAACUGAAUUAAUACAUUAAUGAUUUAUUAAUCAAUUGUAUAGAGAGACGGGAAAAGAGGUAUUCGAUAUUCCAAACUUAUUUUUGUACUUUUUUCAAUUAAUAUAAUUGAAACGUAUACACACACAGUAUAUCGUAAAUAUAUUCCAUAAAAUACUAGCUGUUUAUUCCCUUUGAGACGUUAGUUUUGCUCAUAGGCAUACAUAGAGAGGAAGGGAGCCAACAAAUGUUGAUAAGGAGAAACAGACUGAAUUUGCGAUGAAAUGUUGAACACUUAUUACUCAAUUCAUGGCUUUUUUAAUAUAUAUUAUUCAUAAUAAAUUUCACUGCGAUCACGAAGAGUCUUGAAAGUUGCUUUUAAUAUAAAUAUUUUAA
Molecule: messenger RNA, 2419 nt
Organism: Cyphomyrmex costatus
Lineage: Eukaryota; Metazoa; Arthropoda; Insecta; Hymenoptera; Formicidae
Product: HAUS augmin-like complex subunit 3
Exons: 9
Coding region: 225-2057 (610 amino acids)
Biological process (GO): spindle assembly; microtubule organizing center organization
Cellular component (GO): microtubule organizing center; mitotic spindle; HAUS complex
Source: RefSeq, a predicted model, not a curated record